ACUGCUCGGUGAGCGUGUGUGUGGAUUAUCUCCCAGACUCCUCGCGCCCUCUCACCGGAUCUCCUCGGUGAUCUCUGAACCGACUAAGCUCGUGACGUCACCGCCUUCCCUAGUAACCCUCCUCGGCGUCUUCGGAGGAAAACCAUCAACAUGGGUUUAUUAUCAAUUCUCCGAAAGCUGAAGAGUGCUCCAGACCAGGAGGUGCGCAUCCUGCUCCUGGGACUGGACAAUGGAGGAAAGACAACACUGCUCAAGCAGCUGGCUUCUGAGGACAUCAGUCACAUCACUCCUACACAGGGCUUCAACAUUAAGAGUGUACAAUCCCAGGGUUUCAAGUUAAAUGUAUGGGACAUCGGAGGCCAGAGAAAGAUCAGACCAUACUGGAGAAACUACUUUGAAAACACUGAUGUGCUUAUUUACGUCAUAGACAGCGCGGAUCGGAAGAGGUUCGAAGAAACAGGACAGGAACUAGCCGAGUUGCUGGAUGAGGAGAAACUUAGCGGUGUCCCUGUCCUUAUCUUUGCAAAUAAGCAAGACUUGCUCACCGCUGCUCCGGCUUCAGAGAUUGCAGAGGGUCUGAACCUGCACACCAUUCGAGAUCGCAUGUGGCAGAUCCAGUCCUGCUCUGCUCUCACAGGCGAGGGAGUCCAGGAUGGCAUGAAUUGGGUGUGCAAGAAUGUCACGGCAAAGAAGAAAUAGGAGUUUAAGCCAUCCAGGCACUGCGUGAAAAAGCAAACACUGUGGAACCUGUGGAAUCUUCACAAGCUGGACCAGGUUGUCGAGGAAUGAUCUCUGUAUUGUAGGCAGCUGAGGAUGCCUAGGACAAGACCUUUUAACCUCCCUGACGCUAGUAAACAUCCACCACCAUUGCGCUGCAGAUUCUUUGCCGCAGUCCUCCUGGAACAUCUGAUCUACUGUCACUUUACCGUUGAGUCUGAAGACUAACCAGUGCACCUAAAAUAACCACUACAUUUAACCCAACACACUGCAGCUAAUAAAACCCAGCACUCCCAGCAUUAGGUUUUGACAGGCUCAUCAUGGAUUUACACUGAGAUCCUCAUUGUUUCCUAGACACUCUGUGUUGUCUGAGCAGAGGCUUGUUACUUCAUGUAUUGCGGAUUGAUGAUGUGCUAUGAGCUAUCAGAAAUGUAUGUGCUUGUGUGUACAUGUAUGUGUGCACGUAGAAUGAGUGAAAACUAGUUUUAUAGACUGCAGGAGUGUUUCUGAACUGAUGUCAACGGGAUGUUGUUUGGCAUACGUACUUAUUUGCCCUGUCAGAGGGCACACACUUGAGUUUAUCCAUACACUGUUUUGUUUUUUUUAUGUCCUUUUAGAAGUUUGUUAGUUCUUUAUAUUAAAUCCUGCUUAUUUCUGUUUGUAAUGUGUCUGUUGUGUUGACUUCCAAAGAGCAUUUUGCUGGUUUGUACCAUAGUACCAAAAACAAAUCUGUACUCAUCUUUUAAUUUGGUUAAUGGCAAGCAUCAGGAUAAGCCAGAAUGUGGGAAGGACAGUCCCCUCUCAUUUAGGACAGGACUUGAAUGAAACUGACAGGUGCCCUUGUAACAGGUUUAGCAGGCUUAAGCAUCUGGUUGUGGCAGUGGAGAGGUGCUUUGUGUGUGAGUGUGUCCAGUCUGAUAACCACCAGAGAAAAGGAAGGAACUGACAUGUUGGUGGGGUUUUUUUUUUAGUUUGUCUGUUUGUGUUUUGGGACAGGGAUCAGUGAGUGUUUUACUUUGUGUACUUUAACAUUCCAUUCAUCAGGCCUCAGUACAUCAGAACCUGGUAAAGGUUUAUGACGGUACAAACAUACAUAUCCUGUUACUGUACAUUGUUUUCCUUUAUUCUUUCAAAUACUCCAUUGUAAAUGAUUGUAAUGAAAAUCCAUUGUAAAUGAUUAUGAUUGCUGAUGAUUUUACAGAAUAUUUUAUGAAACACUUUCUAGAGGAUAGUCAUGUCAGCAUAAUAAACAGAUUGAAACACCAACA
Molecule: messenger RNA, 1985 nt
Organism: Hemibagrus wyckioides
Lineage: Eukaryota; Metazoa; Chordata; Actinopteri; Siluriformes; Bagridae
Gene: arl3a
Product: ADP ribosylation factor like GTPase 3a
Exons: 6
Coding region: 151-699 (182 amino acids)
Biological process (GO): cilium assembly
Cellular component (GO): cytoplasm; microtubule cytoskeleton
Molecular function (GO): GTP binding; GTPase activity
Source: RefSeq, a predicted model, not a curated record